CCAGAUGAAGUACGGUACAGAGCUGGACGUUUCUGCAGAGCGAGACCAAUGGGGUAGUGUAGGCCAAUAACCGAAAACCCUACGCACAACCGAGACCGAGAACUGAAGAAGUUGAUCCGAAGAAGAUGAUGGCAUGGAGGGUGGGAAGAGCGUCCACGACCUUGCUCAACAAACUCGUCAAUGGGCGCAUCCAUAGCCAGAACCCUCGCAAUUUCUCGUCAGCUGAUGCAAAUAUUCAUUCCUUCCGCGAGAAGAUGAUGAAUCAAAUGCUUCAUCUCGACGUCAAUUCACAAAUCGGCAGUUGUAUGCCGCUUGCUGCCAUGCGUAUUGGAACCAUGAUCCACAACAUCGAAGUGAACCCAGGGCAAGGCGGGAAACUAGUUCGCGCCGCAGGAACCUCUGCCAAGAUCUUGAAAGAGCCCACUUCAAGUCAUGUCAUGGUGAAACUGCCUUCAGGAGUCGCAAAGUUGAUUAAUACUCGAUGCCGAGCGACAAUUGGUCAGGUGUCCAACCCUGACCAUGGGAGUCGGAAGCUCAGGAAAGCUGGACAGAGCAGAUGGCUGGGCCGAAGGCCGCAUGUUCGGGGUGUGGCUAUGAAUCCAGUUGAUCAUCCUCAUGGAGGAGGCGAAGGGCGUAGCAAAAGUAGCGGGCGCUAUGGUAGGUGUUCGGUGACACCAUGGGGCAAGCCUUGCAAGUCCGGGUACAAGACUGGACCUCUUAAGCGCAGGAAGUAGAAUCAUGGUUCUCUCAUUAAUGGUUUCGUGUUUAGUUUGUCUAUUGCAGUCUCCUUCAACUAUGACUUUGAUAAUGUGAUUUUGGUAGAUCUGCUCACUGCUUGGGACGAGCUGCUUCAGUAUGUGCACCGUGAUGCGGUUUCACCGUAGAUGCCACUGAGAAUUUUUU
Messenger RNA from Rhodamnia argentea, 903 nucleotides. RefSeq names its product 60S ribosomal protein L2, mitochondrial. Gene Ontology annotation, cellular component: large ribosomal subunit; ribosome. Lineage: Eukaryota; Viridiplantae; Streptophyta; Magnoliopsida; Myrtales; Myrtaceae. Gene Ontology annotation, molecular function: transferase activity; structural constituent of ribosome; RNA binding. The transcript has 2 exons. Bases 126 to 734 code for a protein of 202 amino acids. Gene Ontology annotation, biological process: cytoplasmic translation. The record is from RefSeq and is a predicted model, not a curated record.